AUGAUGUCCAAAAAACAAUUGGCCUGCAUGCUGGCCCUCCAUAUAGUGUACCUCCUGGUCGGUGCGAGUAUUUUCUACCACAUCGAGAGUCCCGUAGAGGUGGCGCAAAGGGCCGAAGAAAAACUGGAAAGACUUGAAAUCCAAAAUCUUCUUUACGAGAAUUACAUUCCCAACGAUCCAGUGAAGCAAGACAGCAUACUCCGAAAGUUAUCUGACUACUGCGGCAAAUCGAUGUUCAACUACACAACGGAAGAUGAGGAACCGCCCUUCAAAUGGGACUUCUACCACUCAUUUUUUUUCUCUUAUACUGUAGUCAGUACUAUUGGUUAUGGUAAUCUGGCACCAACCACCCAUUUAUCCCGCAUUUUGAUGAUAUUCUACGGAUUGUUCGGUAUCCCUAUCAACGGUAUCCUCCUUGCAAAUCUUGGUGAAUAUUUUGGACUACAGCUCAUAUCGACAUAUAGGAAGUACAAAAAACGAAAUGAGAAACGCGCCGAUAAUUUAGACUACUUCUUUAACAACCUAGGCAUGUUGGGCCAAAUCAUGCUGUACCUUAUUCCCGGAUUCCUUUUUUUCAUAUUUUUGCCAGCUUGCAUCUUCGUCGUGUUUGAAGGCUGGGACUAUGUUGCUGCCAUAUAUUACGCAUUCGUCACCCUUACAACGAUAGGGUUUGGUGAUUUAGUGGCAGGAACCAUCAAUAAUGGGUUUAAGUAUGGUUACUUCUUCACAUACCAGAUAUUCUUAAUCGUGUGGAUUACCUUUGGCUUGGGUUACAUUGUAAUGUUACUCGGCUUUAUUACCAGUGGCAUGAGGUCUGAGCGAGUUCAUAGAUUGGAACACAAACUAGCAAACCAAUUGAAAACAACUCAAAACAAAAUAUUCCAAGGGUUUACAAAAGAUAUUGCAAUAAUACGGAAGAUCAUUAACGAGGCAAAUUUACUAAAGCUUAAACCAGUGUAUGUGGAGGCUGCGCCCUACCUUCAUAGAAGUGCUAGUUGUCCUAUUUUGACGUUUGAUAUUGAACCGAGAGGAACUGUUGAGAAAAGGAAAAGAGCGAAUUCUGAAAAUAUUACACUAUCUGCUAAAGAUAUGCUACGUAUUCAGUCAGAUACUGAUUUACUAGGAAUUGACAAAGAAAAAACAUUUACAGCGUCUGCUAUAGUGAAACCAGCGGAACUGUUAGCGAGAGUUGUAAAUGUAUUAGGUGACGUACAAAGUUAUAGAAGAGCUACCGAAGCAGGUCUAAGAAGUCAGUUCUCUAGUGAUUUAAAUGAAUAUAAAAAUAUGACUAGACGCGGUCGUCCUAGUUUAUUCGACCCCGAUUUGGAUCUAUCUAGCCUACCAGAAUCGGCUCAAAUCGAAGUACUGGAGCAGACAAGUGUUGCUGACUUACUUCGAGCUUUGGCAGCUUUGGAGACUGCUUCACAAGUAGCGAAUAAUACAACUGAACUAUCCAGCGUGUCCGAUAAUGGAAACUAUAGAAGGCGAGGUUCUCUAAGACCCGAUUUCUCUUUACCACCACUGCCUAACCGAACAGAAACCGACGAAGCUACAGGGCCAAGGCGAAGAAGAGUUUCUGCUAGAGCCGCUGCACCACAAUUUACUCCAACCUUAGCAACAGUUGUUGCCGGAGCCGAGUUACAAAUCACGGCGACAGCUGCGCGAGAAAACAGAAUGACCAUGUUAAAUCAACCACCACCUCCUUAUUCUGAAAACACUCCAGAUGAGGAGCCGCAACAACCUAAGGCAAGGAGGUAUUCGCCUGCUCCAAAUGAUCUUAGUAGAUCUACCGGUCCUGUACCAAGACUAUUCUCACGUAUACGAAAAGAGAGUGGCUCAAGCCCAGAAUCUAGUUCCAGGCGAGGAAGCUUAACAGAUAUUGUCAUAGAUAGUAGCAAAAAAGAUACAUCG
This is a messenger RNA of Iphiclides podalirius (scarce swallowtail), 1911 nucleotides long. Lineage: Eukaryota; Metazoa; Arthropoda; Insecta; Lepidoptera; Papilionidae. The record is from the annotation of a GenBank genome assembly.